This is a messenger RNA of Camellia sinensis, 4472 nucleotides long. The record is from RefSeq and is a predicted model, not a curated record. NCBI's taxonomy places the organism in Eukaryota, Viridiplantae, Streptophyta, Magnoliopsida, Ericales, Theaceae.
GUAUGCCUCUUGCUUGUUGGAUGCAUAUGGUUUACUUUAUAAAUUGCUUAAAGCAUUAAACAUAAAUGGAGAGAAGUUAUUGGAAAUAUAAUGGAGGUUGCAAAAGUGUAUAGAAAAGAAUGACUAUUGACUACUGCUUUCCAAUUGGCCGUUUUUGCACUAAUUGCUAUUUCAUCAAUCUUACUAAUUAAUGUGCCCGUUGUAUUUGUUUAGAGUUAUUUUGUUUGGGUGAAUAAUUUGCUUAGAGUUAUUAUUUGAAUCCUAAGAUAGAAGCAUCCAAUCAUGAAAACAUCGAAAACAAUAAAGUUUUUAUAACUGAUUGUAUUUUGUUCUGAUUGUAAUUGUUGCUUUAUUCUUGCCAUCACUACGCAAUUGCGUAUUAUUUUUUUAAUCUUAUUAUUUUAUUAAUCAUCUUUGUUGAAAUUAGCUGCUACUGCUUCUUCUUCUUUUUAUUAUUUUUUAUUUUUAUAAGUAAUGAUGAAAUGGGUAUCUGUUGUGGUGGAUGAUUGGUGUUUGUUGUAAUGCCUCUUAAAAAAAUUAUUUUCAGUUAUUUGACAAUUUGUGAUGACAAAGGUUUGAAUUAUGGAGAAAGCUAUAUCAAUGGUACUAUGAUGUAUGCAUAUUAUAUAUAUCUAUAUAUAUUGGCAAUAAAAGAAAAAAUGGUUUAUUAAGCUUUUAUGAGAUAACUGAUAGUGAGGGUCUUGGUUAGUAAUAACAGGGUAAAAUUUAUGUCCAGUGCUUUGACAUAGUGUGAGAUUGAAACAUAAAUUGUCCCAAUCUACUAGAUCAAAUCUAUAAUUUAAACAUUUUUUUUACUAAUAUAGUUUCAAUUGAUAUUCAUGUUUUUGUUUGCUUCUGUUGAUCAAUGAAAAAGAUCCAAGCAUAUGAAGCUAAUAUCAAGUUAUCCUCUGCCAACCUACCAUACUGCCACAGCUAUAGGGUAAUGUAAAAACAGAUGAUCAAUGCUUUCCUCAUUCAUCUUAAUGCAUAAUGCUAAUUGCGAAGAGAUCCAUUUGAAGAACAUGGUGCCUAAUUGAAGUAGCAAGCCUCUAACAAUGGAUGGCUGAUACUUUAACUGAGAUAAUGAAAAAUCAUUUCAACUUGUUAGUUGGAAGUUUAGACGGUUCUUGAAAAAAGAUAGUGAAAAAAAUAAAUAAAUAUCCCAAGAGUCAAGACAAAGAGAUAAACCAAAAUUUUCCCUCUCUUUGGCAUUUCUUCUUUUAGAUUGAUACAUCUGUCCACUUCAAUGUGUUAUACAAUGUUGAUUAGAUUUUUUAGAUUGUCUUUUUUAUUCUUGAAAUUUUAUAAUAGCAACGUGAUGAUAAUCAAACUUUACUAUUUUAAGUCUUGAAAUUUAUUCAAAUAAAAUCUUAUUAUAAAAAAAAAUGAUAGCAUUCCGCUGUCUAAAAAAUAUUCAGAAGUUACUGUAGUUCAUUAUUAUUUUUUUUAAAAAUGUUUGGCUUGUAUGAUAGGAGUGCGAGUUCAUUAUUUAUUUAUUUUUGAUGGUGUGUUGUUUAAGACAACUUCAUUGAAUGCACAAAUAGGAUGAAGCAAUACUAAUUCAAUCUGAUUGACUACAUAGUAUCAAAGGCAAACUCUUAUUAUUUUUCCAUUUUAGUUCCAUUUGAAUAUCAAUACUAAUUCCAUCCUUGAUCAUCAUGUUCAAAUCCUUUCAGGUUAUAUCCAUAUCUAUUUAUCCUAAAAUGAGCUACUUGAUUGAUAUCUUAGAAUUGAGUUUGUAUUUUGUAAUAUUGUUAAUAUAUAAUUGGACAAGAUUUUUUUCUCCUCGUUCAUGGAUUCACACAGCAAGCAUCAUGUGUUCAUGUAGUUCCCAUCUUUUCCAAAAAUAAUGGUGGUCUCAUUAUUUUUUGAAUGUAGUGGGUCCUACAUGUGCACAUGGUGUUUGAUUCUGUGCAUUGACUUGGUUCUGCUCUUAGGUUCAAUGCCUGUUUGUUACUGACUAUAUAGUAAGAUCAUUUUUUUUCCCCUGUGAAAUAUGGCAUAAAAUUGGAGUAAUGAAGCCAUACAAUUUGCAUACUGGCAUCAUACUUGUCAUUGAUCAUCCCUUUUUCUUGACAUAUAUGUUCUUAGGAUUAAUAUUUUUUUGCAUCUACAAGGAUAUGGCAAAAGGUCACAAUUAAAUAAAGAUCUUUAAGAAAAACAAAAUUGAGAAAAUAUUUCCUUGUUAAUUAAGUCGAGUUACUAGCUUUGAGUGUAGUGAGUACUUGCUGGGCUUAGCUUGAAUAAAGGUUGCCUUCCAUUUUGUUUGUGAUAGUAUUAACUCAUGCUUGGCAUCUUUGAUGCUUAACAUAUCAAAUAUCAUUUUUUUGCAAGUGGGGUUGUAUAUCUAGUCUGAGUGGGGUCGGUCGGCUCUCUAGUGCGUUCGGUGCUCUAGCAAGCCCAAGCACUCGGUGAAUGAGUCAAAAUAUGAAGAGUCUAAGGUAUAGACUGAGGCAAGCUCAUCUACUCAACCAUAGUCUGCUCAACAACAAGCACCGUGGCUUGGCACCCUCGAGUCCCAAUUCACCCAAAUGAGCCCUUGUUCGACCAUGGACCAUCAUACCUCCUUUCCAUAGGGUAUGCCAAGGAGCGACCAGGAGCAUCGCUCGACCAACAUGCAACUCCUUAAUUGAUCUUAGAGAUAGAGGGUCAUUGAUCCAAUACUUGACACAUUGAGAGAUAUCGUAGCUACCAUCUAUGUAACUACGUUAUGCCAUGAUACACCCUCCGAAGUAUGAUACCUAACUUUGUAGCACUCAUGAUAAAACCUCUAAGGCCUGAAUCAUGUGAAGAUAGGCCUGAUACCUCUACUCUGUCCAGCCAAGGAGAGCCAGGCACCUGUCCAUUAGUGAGCUUGUUGGUUACGAAAACUAUGCAGAAGAGUAUAAAUUUUAAAAUUCAGAUCUUAACUCGUGUUAAUAAUGUUCUAGAUGGUGAAUAGGUAGAAUUGUACCUUUGUAGCUCUUCUUGCAAGCCAAACUAUGAAAUAAUGAUAAAGAUAAAUUUUAGACUCUUCACCUAAUCUCAUAAGGAUAAGAGUUAUAUAUAAUUGUGCCUAUAGGUUUAGCAUCUUUCAUAUUAAACAUUUCAAGCAUCCAUUCAAUAUACUUCACUCGUGACAACCACAACUGCUUAGCUUUCCUGUCACAAAUUAUUUAUAUUCCUAAUAGUUUACGUGCAUCUCCUAACUCUUACAGGUCAAUUGUCUUGGAUAAUUCCUAUUUCAGCUUGUUAAUCAUCUUCACAUCAUGUCCCGCUAUUAAAUGCCAUCAACAUAGAGUAGAAGGAUUAUGAAGUUGAAUAAAAUUCAUAUUGAGAAAAUCACUUGAUAUGAUGACUAAAGUUGUCCCUAAAGAGAAGUUUUUGUUCUGCACAAAGUGGCUGCUCCAAUCUAAAGCCAUUGGUAUUGGACCAAGAUAUCGUGAAAAAGAUAUGGACAACAUGGCCCAGAUAUUCAGGCAUGAAGAAUUGCUAGAAACAUGGUAUACUCAGUUUUUUGAGAGGUAUAAAGCUACUAAACCAUAUAGGUUAUCAUUUGGGGAUCGGGAAACAGACAAGCGUACACCUGAGCUGAUGUCUACUUAUCUUAAAACCCUCAAGAAGCAUAAGAGAAGACGAGUAGCAUUUAAGGAAGAUGAAACUAAUGGUUUUGGCAAUCCCAUGUUAGAAAAUGGAUCAAACAUGCUCCGAAAUUCGGUUUUAAAUGACAAUGAUGCAAUUGUUGAUGAUACAUAUUUCUUCCCUGAAACGAUGUUUCCAUUUAAUUGUGUCCCUGAUAGUGCUCUUCCUCACAUAAACCGAGUGGAAGAAAACCACAAAGUGGAUUUUAAUGGUGUUCUUGAUAUGCUGCCCCAAAUUAUGACCAGGAGCCCUAUUAUGAUUGAGAGGCUUGGUAUUAGACCAGAAUACCUGAGCAUGGAACAAGGAGGGAAUCAAUGUCGUGGAAAAAAUGGAUCUCAUAGAAACAGGAAACUUCUCAGUCAAGAGCAAGCAUCAGAGAUGUCUAGAAAAGUGAUAGCUCGUGUGCUAACAAAUGUGGGGUUUGAAGCUUCUUCAAAAGUCCCAAUGGAAGUCUUGUCUCAGUUGCUGAGUUAUCAUAUUGGUAAGCUAGGCCGUAUCUUGAAAGUCCUUUCUGAUAGUUACAGAAAACAGUGCUCAGCCAUCGAACUACUCAAGAUGUUCCUUCAAAUAGCGGGGUAUAGGUUCCUUACAUCACUACUGCUUUGAUGGAUGCGAAGCUUGGCACGGAAGGGCGCAAGGAUCUUUUUGAUUGGCUAUCAAGGCAACUUAGUGGAUUAAGCAAUUUUCCUGAUGUUAUAAAUCUGAAUUAUGUAUUGUUUCAAUUUAUUAUGCUAGAUAGAUGUGACUUGUGAAUGAAAACUUAGAAUAGUUGUAUUGUGUCGAAUGUUAAUGAAUUAUGUAUUGUGUUGAAUGUUAAUGAUUCAGUUAAUUUGAAUGAUGUUUUAAAAUUA